Messenger RNA from Lipotes vexillifer (Yangtze River dolphin), 5284 nucleotides. It is a transcript of the gene TULP4, whose product is annotated as TUB like protein 4. The transcript is spliced from 13 exons. The coding region runs from base 689 to 5263 and encodes 1524 amino acids. Gene Ontology annotation, molecular function: protein binding. The record is from RefSeq and is a predicted model, not a curated record. Lineage: Eukaryota; Metazoa; Chordata; Mammalia; Artiodactyla; Lipotidae.
AGAGUCCUUUUUUCUCCUAAAAUUUGGACUGCUGUCUGCACAAACUCUGGUCUGUUUUGCACGGUUUGUGUGCCUUUUUUCCCUUUAUGCAAUCUUUUUCAGCUUUAGCAGCAGAGAUUUGUCUAGUUGAGGAAACAAGCCAGAGGGUGGCUUCAGAAGGAAGAUGAUCCCCAUGUAUUCUAUCUCUGCAUCUGAGCUUUUGAAGAGAAGAUUCCAUCCCGAGGGAUUCUUAAAGCCUUAAGUUACUUGAAAUCUAUGUAUUUGCAGCCCUUUGUCUCUGGAAUCACAUUACACUAAACUGGAAUCUCAGGCUGAAUAAGAAGAACCAAGUUGAGUGAAAAGAAGAACACUCAGUGUCUUUAUCACCACUUGUUAACAAUGCUCUUUCUCCAAAGGGUCAGCCCCCUCUUCCCCUGAGGACCUGAAAAUAAAAAUGGACCCCACGUUGUUUUUAAGCAUUACCUUUUCUUAGCAGACUGCCGUCAUCUUUUAUAGAGGAAUUUUUUCACUAUGCAUUUGGUGGAUCUUUGUAAAAUACUGACCUUCUAAUUAGAACCGGGUCAGUCUUAAAAGGGGGUCAGGGAAAACAGUGCAAGCCAACCACAAAACUAACAUCGAUCUGUCAGUGAAAGCAAUUUUUCAGCAUCCAGCGUUACUUUUUAAGUAAAACGGUUCUUCAAAAAAAAGUAUGUAUGCAGCGGUGGAGCAUGGGCCUGUCCUGUGCAGUGACUCCAACAUCCUCUGCCUGUCCUGGAAGGGCCGCGUCCCCAAGAGUGAGAAGGAGAAGCCCGUGUGCAGAAGGCGCUACUACGAGGAGGGCUGGCUGGCCACGGGUAACGGGCGCGGCGUUGUUGGCGUGACCUUCACCUCCAGCCACUGCCGCCGGGACAGGAACACUCCGCAGAGAAUCAACUUCAACCUUCGGGGCCACAAUAGCGAGGUCGUGUUGGUGAGGUGGAAUGAGCCGUACCAGAAGCUGGCCACGUGCGAUGCGGACGGCGGGAUAUUCGUGUGGAUCCAGUACGAAGGGCGGUGGUCUGUGGAGCUGGUCAACGACCGAGGGGCCCAGGUGAGUGAUUUCACGUGGAGCCACGACGGGACUCAAGCACUUAUUUCAUAUCGAGAUGGGUUUGUCCUGGUUGGUUCUGUCAGUGGACAAAGACACUGGUCAUCUGAGAUCAACUUGGAAAGUCAGAUCACGUGUGGCAUAUGGACGCCUGAUGACCAACAGGUGCUGUUUGGCACGGCUGACGGGCAGGUGAUCGUCAUGGACUGCCACGGCAGGAUGCUGGCCCACGUCCUCCUGCACGAGUCAGACGGCAUCCUCAGCAUGUCUUGGAACUACCCCGCCUUCCUAGUGGAGGACAGCAGCGAGAGUGACACUGACUCCGAUGACUACUCCCCGCCCCAAGAUGGUCCGGCGGCGUAUCCCAUCCCAGUACAGAACAUCAAGCCGCUGCUCACCGUCAGCUUCACCUCAGGAGACAUCAGCUUGAUGAACAACUAUGACGACUUGUCUCCUACUGUCAUCCAGUCGGGGCUGAAAGAGGUGGUGGCCCAGUGGUGCACGCAGGGAGACCUCCUGGCAGUCGCUGGCAUGGAGCGCCCGACCCAGCUCGGUGACCUUCCCAAUGGCCCUCUUCUGAAGAGUGCCAUGGUCAAGUUCUACAAUGUUCGCGGGGAGCACAUCUUUACACUGGACACGCUUGUGCAACGCCCCAUCAUCUCCAUCUGCUGGGGACACCGGGACUCUCGGCUGCUGAUGGCGUCAGGACCGGCCCUGUACGUGGUACGUGUGGAGCACCGGGUGUCCAGCCUGCAGCUGCUGUGCCAGCAGGCCAUUGCCAGCGCCCUGCGAGAGGACAAGGACGUCAGCAAGCUGACCCUGCCCCCCCGCCUUUGCUCCUACCUCUCCACUGCCUUCAUCCCCACCAUCAAGCCCCCAAUUCCAGACCCCAGCAACAUGCGAGACUUCGUCAGCUACCCAUCGACCGGCAGCGAGCGUCUGCACUGCACCAUGAAGCGCACAGAGGACGACCCCGAGGUGGGCGGCCCCUGCUACACGCUCUACCUGGAGCACCUGGGCGGGCUCGUGCCCAUCCUUAAGGGGAGGCGCAUCAGCAAGUUGCGGCCCGAGUUCGUCAUCAUGGACCCACGGACAGAUGGCAGAUCAGAUGAAAUCUAUGGAAACAGCUUGAUUUCCACGAUGAUUGACAGCUGCAACUGCUCAGACUCCAGUGACAUUGAACUGAGUGAUGACUGGGCUGCCAAGAAGUCUCCCAAAAUCUCCCGAGCUAGCAAAUCACCCAAACUCCCAAGGAUCAACAUUGAGGCUCGGAAGUCCCCCAAGCUGUCGCGUGCGGCUCAGGAGAUAUCCCGGUCUCCUCGCCUGCCCAUGCGCAAGCCGUCCAUCGGCUCGCCCAGCCUGACGCGGAGGGAGUUUCCCUUUGAAGACAUCACUCAGCACAACUAUCUUGCUCAGGUCACGUCUAAUAUCUGGGGAACCAAAUUUAAGAUCGUGGGCUUGGCUGCUUUCCUGCCAACCAACCUCGGUGCAGUAAUCUAUAAAACCAGCCUCCUGCAUCUCCAGCCGCGGCAGAUGACCAUCUAUCUCCCGGAGGUUCGGAAGAUUUCCAUGGACUUUGUUAAUUUACCUGUCUUCAACCCAAAUGUGUUCAGUGAAGAUGAAGAUGAUUUACCAGUGACAGGAGCAUCUGGUGUGCCCGAGAACAACCCACCGUGCACCGUGAACAUCCCCAUCGCCCCCAUCCACAGCUCGGCUCAAGCGAUGUCCCCCACGCAGAGCAUCGGGCUGGUGCAGUCCCUGCUGGCCAACCAGAAUGUGCAGCUGGACGUCCUGACCAAUCAGACCACAGCCGUGGGCACAGCCGAGCACGCAAGCGACAGCACCGCCCAGUACCCAGUGGCCAGCCGCUACUCCAGCCCUGGCCAGGUGAUCUUCGGGGGCGUGGAGAUGAGCCGCGUCGUCCCCAACCCCCCUCAGCUGUCCCUGCCGCCGCCAGCACAGGGGGCCAUCCAGCUGUCCGUGCUGGACCACGGGGACCGAGACCACGAGCACCUGCAGAAGCCAGCCAAGGCCCUGCGGCCGGUGCCACAGUUGGCUACCGAGGGGGACGCGGUGGUGUUCAGCGCCCCCCAGGAGGUCCAGGUGGCCAAGAUGAACCCCCCACCCCCCUACCCGGGAACCAUCCCCGCGGCCCCCACCACCGCGGCGCCGCCGCCCCCGCCCCCGCCCCCGCCGCCCCCGCUGGACACGUGCUUGAAGAAGGGCGACUUCUCGCCCUACCCCGCGGCGGCGCACUACCAGCCGCCCCUGGGCUACGAGAGGAUCACCACCUUCGAUAGCAGCGGCAACGUGGAGGAGGUGUGCCGGCCCCGGACGCGCAUGCUCUGCUCCCAGAACACCUACGCGCUCCCGGGCCCGGGCAGCUCGGCCACGCUGAGGCUCACCGCCACCGAGAAGAAGGUCCCGCAGCCCUGCACCAGCGCCACCCUGAACCGCCUGACGGUCCCGCGCUACUCCAUCCCCCCGGGGGACCCGCCCCCGUACCCGGACUUCGCCGGCCCGCUGGGCGCCCCCGGCCGCGGCGCGGGGCAGAGACCCGACGGCGGCCUCAUCCACGCCACGCUGCGCAGGAACAACCGCGAGGCGGCGCUCAAGGCGGCGCCGCUGGCCGAGCCCCCGCGGCCGCCGCCGCACCCGCCCAGGCCCAAGGGCGCGGCGCAGUUCCCGGCGCGGCCCCCGCCCGCCCUGUACACCUGCAGCCAGUGCAGCGGCGCGGGGGCGGCGGGGAGGCCGGAGCCGGGCGCGGGGUCGCAACCGGGCGCCGGCCUGGCGCACGCGGCCGGCACUUCCCCGCUGACUUCCCAGUCGUCCUACAGCCUCCUGAGCGCGGGCGAUGGCGCCCGCGAGCGCGCCGACUACGUCAACUCGGCCUUCACAGAGGACGAGGCGCUGGCCCAGCACUGUCAGGCCGAGAAGCCGCUGAGGCACCCCCAGCUGAGCGAAGCCGCUGUGGCCGUGAAGCGGCCGCCCCCCUACCAGUGGGACCCCGUGCUGGGGGAGGAUGUUUGGGUUCCUCAGGAAAGGACAGCACAGACCGCGGUGCCCAACGCCCUGAAGCUGUCCCCUCUGAUGGUAGGUCAGAGCCAGCACCUGGAUGUGUCCCGAGUGCCCUUCGUCUCCCCCAAGCCUCCCGCCAGCCCUACUGCCACUUUCCAGACAGGCUAUGGCAUGGGAGUGCCCUAUCCGGGAGGCUAUAACACCUCCGCUUUGACGGGGGUGCAGGCUCCCUGCUCCCCGAAAGACGCUCUGGCCCCAGCGCAGUUUGCACAACAGGAGCCCGCGGUGGUUCUUCAAACGGCCUACCCGCCCAGCCUCUCCUACUGCCCCCUGCCCCCCAUGUAUCCGGGAAGCAGCGCCUGCUCGAGUUUACAACUGCCACCCAUCGCCUUGCACCCCUGGAAUUCCUACAGCGCGUGCCCGCCCGUGCAGAGCCCCCAGGGCGCUCUCCCCCCCAAGGCGCACUUGGUGGUGGAGAAGCCCCUCGUGUCCCCGCCGCCCACGGACCUCCAAACCCACCUGGGUACAGAGGUGAUGGUAGAGACUGCAGACAACUUCCAGGAAGUCCUCUCCCUGACGGAGAGUCCAGUGCCCCAGCGGACGGAGAAGUUCGGAAAGAAGAACCGGAAGCGGCUGGACAGCCGGGCCGAGGAGGGAAAUGUUCAGGCCGUCACUGAAGGCAAAGUGAAGAAGGAGGCCCGGACUCUGAGCGACUUUAAUUCCCUGAUCAGCAGCCCCCGCCUGGGGAGAGAGAAGAAGAAAGUGAAGAGUCAGAAAGACCCGCUCAAGUCGAAGAAGUUGAAUAAGACAAAUGAGUUCCAGGACAGUUCGGAGAGCGAGCCGGAGCUGUUCAUCAGCGGGGACGAGCUGAUGAACCAGAGCCAGGGCGGCAAGAAGGGCUGGAAGAGCAAGAGGAGCCUGAGGGCGGCCAGCGAGCUGGAGGAGUUCAAGUGCAGGAAAGCCAGCGAGAAGGAGGACGGGCGGCUGGGCAGCCAGGGCUUCGUGUACGUCAUGGCCAACAAGCAGCCUCUCUGGAACGAGGCCACCCAGGUGUACCAGCUGGACUUCGGGGGGCGGGUGACCCAGGAGUCGGCAAAGAACUUCCAGAUCGAGCUGGAGGGGCGGCAGGUAAGAAGCCAUGUGCUGGGGUGUGGCCAGAGUGCCACUUUCUGGUCCUGACAGGUCUCUGGACUCUGGCCU